Messenger RNA from Hansenula anomala, 420 nucleotides. It is a transcript of the gene SHG1, whose product is annotated as Shg1p. NCBI's taxonomy places the organism in Eukaryota, Fungi, Ascomycota, Saccharomycetes, Phaffomycetales, Wickerhamomycetaceae. The record is from RefSeq and is a predicted model, not a curated record. The transcript has a single exon. The coding region runs from base 1 to 420 and encodes 139 amino acids.
AUGUCAAGUAACGACGCAAAGAGUUUGAGUAUUUCCUACAAGAGAAAGGGCUAUUUCGAUGACAAAAGAAAAUCCAUUUUGAAAGAGUUUAAAACAACAAAUGCUCAUGACCAGUUGUUAUCCACAAUAAAGGAAAUAGUGAACAAAAUAGUGCACAAGAAUCCAGAAUUGUUAUUGAAAAAUAAAGGUCAACUAGCUGCGUUGAUAGAGGGUACAUUAAGUCGUCAGAUUCAAAAUACUGGGGGACUGAAUAACACCACCACUGCUAAUGUUCCUGGUAACAAUACAAGUUCAAUAGAUUUGGGAGAUGUUGGUAAUGUUUAUGAUAUCUUUGAUGAAGAGGUUAAACAGAGUACCAUCGGGUCAGACGAGCUGAAGGAAGAGAUAAGGGCUGUGUUGAAAGAGUUGAAAAACCAGUAA